AUGAAGCAGCUCAAUCCCUUGUCGAGCAGUACGCCCGUGAUCCACCGGUCGCGGGCGUCGUCCACAUCGUCGCUGACGUCGUCGCCACUGAUGGGAUGGCGUGCCCUUGACCAUGUGCGCGUCGAAAUCAUCCGAGCGAACGUCCUCAAAAAC
Messenger RNA from Saprolegnia parasitica CBS 223.65, 153 nucleotides. RefSeq lists its product as hypothetical. The transcript has a single exon. The annotation marks the transcript as partial. The record is from RefSeq and is a predicted model, not a curated record. NCBI's taxonomy places the organism in Eukaryota, Oomycota, Saprolegniomycetes, Saprolegniales, Saprolegniaceae.